UAGUGAGUAUGUGGGGGCCAGGGGGGGCCCAGGUAGUCCUGGGACCCCCAGCCAUGGGUGAGCAAGCCCACCACAGAGCCCAAGUAUGCUCUGGCACCAACCCCAGGAAGUGCCAGGACCUAGGAGACUUGAUUCUUCUGAUUCUGGGCAGCCUCAUCUUGCUCAACGUGGGGAUCAACGUGGUGACUCUGCUCUGGAAGCAUCUGAAGAGCUCCUUGCGGAUUCUUUUCCAUCAUUUUUUCCCCAAAGACAAGCAACACAGCUGCGUCGGCGGCCACCCCAUGUGCUCCCGCUGCUCCAUGGACGCCAAGAACCUGUGCUCGGGGGUCUCCUCCCGCUUCCACCGCCGCCCAGUCUUCCUGGUCGGGCACCCCAACCACGUCAACUCCUGGAUACCGGACACGCGUGACGAGAAGGCUCCCGGGUGCUGCUGGAUGCCCCCUCAGUGUGGGCACGCCGGGGCUCCCACGGACGCUGCCUGGGGACUGUGGAAGGAGGGGGUGAUGGAAGCUGGGGAGGCCCCUCAGGUCACAGCCUUAAAGGCCCAGACCCCCUUUAUCUCCAGGCACAAGACAUCUUCCCAGUUCCCCAGGAUGAGCAAGGUGGACAUGGUUCCCGUCCUCUUGUCCCACAAGAGCAAGACCAACACCCCAGACUAUGACCCAGCCCCCGCCCUGGCCCAGACGCAGACCCACUCCCCAGCCCACACCCCCAAGCAUAACACCCCCCUGGCCCAGGCCCAGGCCCAGCACAGCACCCCCCAGGCCAAGGCCCAGGCCCAGACACAGACCCAGACCCACACCCAUGAGCACAGCACACCCCGGGCCCAGACCUCCUCCCCAGCCCCCACCCAGGAGCGCAAUAACCCCCAGGCCCAGACCUACUCCCUGGCUCACACCCUUGAGCAUAACCUGCCUCAGGCCCAGAUCCAUUCCCCAGACCAGGUCCCCAAGCACAACCCCCUCCAGGCCCAGACCUGCCCCCCAGCCCAUGCUGCUGAGCACGCAUCAGUCCAGGCCCAUACCUGCUCCCCAGGCUUCACCCCUGAGCGCACUCAGCACACUCCUGCCCAGGCCCACGGCCCUGAGUACACCUCAGCCCAUCCCCUGGGUCACAGCCCCAAACACCUAAUAGCCCAUGCCCCAACCUGCACUCCGGCCCAUGCUCACCUAACCUCUACCCGUGUCCCUCACCCCCUCGUCCCUGCUCCCACCUCUGCCCCAGCCCCUCCCCUACCUUCUACCCCUGCCACUAUUCCUGCUCCAGCCCCUCCCCCAGCCCCUGUCCCAAUCUCUAUCCCAACCCCUGCCCCAGCUCUGCUCAUGACCCUGACUACCGCUCCUGUCCCCACUCCUGUCUCUGUCACCACCCGUACCCCCAUCCUCACUCCUAUUCCCUCUACCCUGACUGCCUUCGGCCAAGGCCUCUCCACUGGCCACGUGGUCUACGAUGCCCGCAGGGUGAAGCAGAAUGUGUGCCAUGCGUGCCCCCCGCCGAACUCUGGGUAUUCCGGAAAGGACGUGGGCACCCUCCCCAGGACCCAAGAGGGACAGGGUCUGGGCAGUUCCGGAACAGCUGAGCCAACACUGAAGCAGCAGAGUGGGGACAGUGCCAGGCCCUCCACGGGCUCCGUGCUGGGUUACCUGGAGUUGGGGAAUGUGGAGUGGAAGAUGUCAAAUGAUGCCAAAGACAAGUUCUUACAGCCCAAGACCUUCCCUUAUUUCAGCUUCCAUCCCUGCAGUUCUGAGAGGAGAAACACAGACUCUCGGAUUCCGCCCUAUCCCAAAUUCCUGGUCUACUCCAAGGAUAACACAUCUCCUCAACCUUGCUUUCACUCUCCGACCAGUGCGCAGAGCUCACCGAGCACCAUCCCUCCCCCGUGCACUCUUGCUCUGCCUCUUAUGUGUCCCAGAUCCUUCGUCCCUCGUCAACCCUCCGACCACCGGAAGCCCUCCACCUCAAUGCAACCCCUCACCUUCCCGCCAGCCUCCAAGUCUUCUCAGUCCGUCCCAUCUUCCCAGUUCCCCACCCCUCCCCAGUUCUCCAAGGCUUCCCAACCCCCAAUCCAACCCCAACCCCCUGAAUUUCGGGAGAGUCCAGGCCUCAACCAAGAUUCUGGUCUUCAAAGGACUUCAAGCCCUUCAAAGGACUUGAGAGUUCCCAGGAACCCAGGCCUCACCCAAAAUCCAGGCCUCUACAAGAACCCAGGCCUUGUUCAAGAUCCAGGCCUAAACAAGCCCACAGGCCUUCCUCAAGACCCUUAUCUCUGCAAGAGUCCAAGCCCUUCCCAAGAUUCUGGACUGCACAAGAAUCUGGUCAUUACCCAAGGCUGUGGCCCCCAAAAGAGCCUAGGUCCUACUCAAGAUGCAGUUAUGUUUAGAAGCCCAUGUCUCGCCCAACCUUGUGGCCUCCACAAGAACAUAUCAUUUCCCCAAACUUCUGACAUUCAAAGGAGCUCAGGCUUUAGGCAAAACUCUGGAGUCUACAGGAAUCUAGAACAAAGCCAAGAGACUAUACUCACUAAAAGUCAAGAUCUCUCCCAAACAACUGGCCUCCAUAAUAGGCCAGGCCCUUCUCAAGAUUCUGGAAUUUACAAGAGUAUGGGUAAUGCUCACGAGCUGGGAGUCUCUAGGAGUCUAGGCCUCCGCCAAGAUUCUUGCCCACAGAAGAGUCCAUACCAAGACUCUGGAGUCAACAGGAGCCCAAGCUUGAUUCAAACCUCUGGUCUCCAUAAGGGCUCAGGCCUUACCCAAGACUCCGGAGACUAUAAGAAUCCAGGUCUUACCCAAGAUUCUGGAGUCCACAGGGGCGUAGGCCUUACUCAAGAUUCUGAUCUCCAUAAGAAUCCAGGCCUCACGCAAGCCACCGAAGCCGAAAGGAGAUGUGGCCAUACACAAGACGUUGGAAUUUACAGGAGCCCAGAAUGUACCCAAGACCCUAACUUCCACAAGUACCCAGGACUUACUCAAGCUCCUGGCCCCCACAAGGGUCCAGCCCUUCCCCAAGACCAUGGCCUCCCCAAGACUCAAAGCCUUAUUGGGGAAUCCGGGCUCCACAAGGAUUCAUCCCUCGUCCCAAAUCCCAACCAGCACAAGAACCCAGGCCUUGCUCCAAGCACCGACUCAGUCCAAGUCUUGGGCCUACCUCAGACCCCAAAGUCAUCACUGAUGAAGCCGUGUGUUUCGGAGGAGGCCUCUCAGAAGGAAGGUGCACAACAGCGCCCGCCAUGGGCUUCUGUCCCACUUAGUCAGAACUCCAGCUCUUCCAGGCCCCAGGUGAUGAUCUGCAAUGACCUGCAGACCUUCUCCGAGGUACCUUUGCUAAUCGAGCUGCAGCCAUCCUCCCGGCGAGCAGGCAGCCAAGACUGGGUGUACCGUCCUGUGGACACCGUGCCUUCAGGCUGCCAGAACUAUCGCCAGAUGUCCAUGCCUCCCAAAAGCAACUGGAAGCCCUACUGCCCUGGGUCAGGCAACCGGGUAGGGCAUGUGGUCUUUGAUGCCCGCCAGAGACAGUUUGGGGGGGGCAGGGACAAGUGUGAAGCUCUGUCUCCCAGGCGCAGUCGCCAAGAGGCACCAGCACCCCCCCGGAGGCCACCAAGGAGUGGGGAUAUCAGUGUGUGA
This is a messenger RNA of Ailuropoda melanoleuca (giant panda), 3620 nucleotides long. RefSeq names its product SPEM family member 3 (gene SPEM3). The record is from RefSeq and is a predicted model, not a curated record. Gene Ontology annotation, cellular component: cytoplasm. Gene Ontology annotation, biological process: sperm individualization; flagellated sperm motility. NCBI's taxonomy places the organism in Eukaryota, Metazoa, Chordata, Mammalia, Carnivora, Ursidae.